AUGUCGUUCGAAAGGAAACAAAAAGUGAUGUUCGUACUGUGCCUAAUCUUUGGAUUGUGGCACUUUGCGACCCAAUGGACCACAACUCUUCUCUCUUUCCUCCAAUGGGACACUGAAGAGGUGAUGACGAUCACAGAUCUCGGAUACAUUCAAGCGUUCGGAUCUUUGUGCAAUGCCAUCGGAGCACUGGCCGCCGGACAAUUGGCUGACACUUUGGGUGCGCAGAGCAUGUUCCUACUCUCCGUGGUGUUCACCGCCGUUUAUUAUUCGGGAAUUUCGAUGGCCCGAUCUUGGUACUCGUUCUUCUUCCUUCAAUUGCUACGAUUUGGUUAUCAGUUGGACGGAACCGCAGAAAUGUAUUUGGCGACUGUCACUACUGAGAGCGAGAGAACCAGUGCUCUCAUGAGACUCACUAUCCCACAGGUUUGCAAGAAACACAAAAAAUUUGCCCAAAUUCUCAACUAAAUGCUUCAGGCCGGUGCCAUGUUCUUCGGUCCGAUCGUCGGAUCCAAAGUGGCCGCCUGGACCUCCCUGAGAACUUCCCAGUUCAUCGUUGGAAUCGUGCUCGCUGCCACGAUGGUCCCAGUCCUCCUAUUCCUGCUGCCAACCACCCACUCCAUUCCUCGUCUCGCUUCUGCCCGACUUCGCCCACAAGACUAUUGGCACAUGAUCGCCAAGAACACGGCGCUCAAGGAGGGACUCUUCAUCCGCGGAAUGCUGAUUUCCGCCUAUGUGUGCUACGAGAUGAUCUCUCGUAACUUUUUGCUCCGCAACUACAUGCACAACACGAAUGACAGUGCGUACGUGCUGCUCACGAUGUCCGCCUCGCUGCUCUUCGUCCAAUUCAUUGUCAUGCCGCUUGUGCAGCGCAGAGCCAGCCCGAAAAGCCUGCUCCAGGUCUCUCUGAUCGGGUUGUUCGCUAGUUAUUUGGCUGCCGCUUUUGCGACGAGCUUCGAUCAAAUGCUCGUGAUCACUGCUGUUCAGACGGCUGCCUAUGCGGUGGCUUACGCCGAGAGCUCUACUCAGAUUACCACGUGAGUAGAUUUCUCUCAGAAUCGAGCAAGAUCUAAUACCAUUUUUUGCAGCGCUGUUGAGCUAACAGAUCUCGGAAAGGCGACUGGAUUCGCGUCGAUGGUCCAGUGGCUGACCCACUUUGUCCUGCCGCUCUACGCUUCGUUCCUCGUCGAAAUGUUCCACUACACCUACGCGUUCUACACGUCCGCCAUCCUGUCCGUCGUCCUUUUCGCCUACAUUUCCGCGUUCGGAAAGUCCACUCCGAACCGUUCUGGCGCCCUUCUCCCCUCCCUUUCGGCCACCAACUACUGA
This is a messenger RNA of Caenorhabditis sp. 36 PRJEB53466, 1326 nucleotides long. The record is from the annotation of a GenBank genome assembly. Lineage: Eukaryota; Metazoa; Nematoda; Chromadorea; Rhabditida; Rhabditidae.